This is a messenger RNA of Myxocyprinus asiaticus (Chinese sucker), 12075 nucleotides long. It is a transcript of the gene slc44a1b, whose product is annotated as solute carrier family 44 member 1b. Lineage: Eukaryota; Metazoa; Chordata; Actinopteri; Cypriniformes; Catostomidae. The coding region runs from base 259 to 2481 and encodes 740 amino acids. Gene Ontology annotation, biological process: transmembrane transport. Gene Ontology annotation, molecular function: transmembrane transporter activity. The transcript is spliced from 15 exons. Gene Ontology annotation, cellular component: membrane. The record is from RefSeq and is a predicted model, not a curated record.
GCCACCAGGAAGUGCUGGGAGAUAAAUCCUAAAGUAAUAAUCCCUUUUACCUGGAGCGAGAGGACCGAACAAACAUUAUUAUGCAGUGUAUCCGGGGAAAGCCCUCCUUUUAGCUUCAUGUGAUCGAUGCGUCUUUUCAGUGUGUGACACUCGAUUAAUGCAGGGUCAAAAAUACACCGUCAACUCCCUGCAAGUUGGGGUUAUUGUUUUCCUGCGGUGUAGCGUUUAGUUUUUUGCGAUCCUAACCUCUCUCCGGCAAUGGGAUGCUGUGGAAGCACAGAGAGGACAAAAAGAGAAUGGAAACCACUGGAGGACCGAAGCUGCACGGAUCUGCCGUGGUUCCUGUUAUUCACAUUGUUCUGUGUAGGAAUGUGUGGAAUCUGUGGUUUUACCAUCAUGACUGGAGGGGCGGCGCGGCUGGUGUUUGGAUAUGACAGCUAUGGGAACACAUGCGGCCAGCGCAACGAGGCCAUCGAAGGGGUCCGGCUGAGCGGUCUUGACCACACAGACAGAAAAUAUGUCUUUUUCCUGGAUCCAUGCAACAUAGACAUCAUCCAGAGGAAGAUUAAAUCCAUGGCGCUGUGUGUGUCACAAUGUCCCACAGAGGAACUGUCGACUUACUACGACCUGAAGAGGUUCGCCAUGAUGAAUGGGUCUGAGCUUUGUUCGUACGAGUUACCUGGUCAUAAGUACCCACAACUUCCCGAGCGCUUCGACAAGUGUCCCAAACUUCCAGUACCAGAGAGCAAAGCUCUUCCAGUAUUUAACCGCUGCACGCCGGUGGAUAUCUCCUGCUAUGCUAAGUUUGCUGAAGCGGUGGUGACGUUUGUCAGUGAUAACAGCAUGUUAAACAGACUGAUCGCCGGGGUGGCGGCCAGCAAAGAGAUCAUUGUCGGGCUUUGUCUGCUGGCGCUAGUUCUGUCCAUGAUCCUCAUGGUGAUAAUCCGUUACAUCUCUGCUGUCCUGGUUUGGAUCCUCACUGCAAUGGUGGUUCUGGGUUCUCUGGGAGGCACCAGCGUUCUGUGGUGGUUAUAUAUCGACUACAGGAUGACAAUGAAUGAAACUAUGUCUAAGGAUUUGAAGGAAGCAGAAGAGGCCAAUGGUGACAUAAAGCCCCCGAAAAACCACGCUCAAGGUCUGCUCAUCUAUGCAGUUUCAGCGACUGUGUUUACGGGAAUUUUGUUGCUUCUGAUGUUGUUCAUGAGGAAAAGGGUGGCCCUGACAAUUGCCCUUUUCCACGUGGCGGGAAAAGUGUUUAUUCACCUUCCGCUGCUGGCACUGCAGCCCUUCUGUACUUUUCUGGCUCUUUCUGUAUUCUGGGUCUACUGGAUACUGGUCCUACUCUUCCUCGGCACCACUGGGAACCCAGAGAAGAAUGAGGACACGGGUUUGGUUGAGUUCAGGCUCACAGGCGCGCUGCAGUACAUGACCUGGUACCACGCAGUGGGUCUGAUCUGGAUCAGUGAGUUCAUCCUGGCUUGUCAGCAGAUGACUGUAGCCGGCGCUGUGGUAACCUACUAUUUCACGAGGGACAAAACCAAACUCCCAGUGACGCCCAUCCUGUCAUCAGUGCUGCGGCUGGUGCGCUAUCACCUGGGCACUGUGGCCAAGGGCUCCUUCAUUAUCACCCUGGUCAAGAUCCCACGCCUCAUCCUAAUGUACAUUCACAACCAACUCAAAGGAAAGGAAAACGCUUGUGCGCGCUGCAUGCUGAAGGCCUGUAUCUGCUGUCUGUGGUGCCUGGAGAAGUGCCUCAAUUAUUUGAAUCAGAAUGCAUAUGCGGCAACGGCCAUCAACAGCACCAGUUUCUGCACGUCGGCCCGUGAUGCCUUCAUGAUCCUGGUGGAAAACGCUCUAAGGGUGGCGACCAUCAACACCGUGGGAGAUUUUGUACUGUUUCUGGGCAAGAUUCUGAUUGUGACGUGUACAGCGUUUGCAGGGGUGUUAGCUCUGAACUACCAGAGGGAUUACACGGAGUGGGUGCUGCCACUCAUUAUCGUGUGUUUGUUUGCAUUCCUGGUGGCACACUGCUUCCUGUCCAUAUUCGAGAUCGUGGUGGACGUGCUCUUCCUCUGCUUUGCCAUUGACACCAAAUACAACAACGGCACACCUGGGAGAGAGUUCUACAUGGACAAGGCCUUGAUGGAGUUUGUGGAGAACAGCCGGAGGGCAAUGGCGAUGGAGGAGCGGGGGCGCAGCAAACGUGCCCAUCCCAAGGAAGAUGUAGAGUUGACGGAAGUUAAUGCCAUGGUGAGUGGUGAUGUGGGCAUUGCAGGGACAGAGUGGCAGAUCUUACAGGAGUUUCACCUGUACUAUCUGCUGCUGUGUGUGCUGGUGGACUGGGCCCUAUCAGAGCACACUCUGGUGUUGUGCCUCACCCAAGACAUGAUCAUCUUCCUUUCUGUCUGCCUGCCCACCUCCACCCUCUUCUUCCUGGGCACUCUGCUCCAGAACAUGCCCGUCGCUGCUGCUGCAUGCUGACUAAUGCUUCCUCACCGCCUCCCUACAUCCAUUCUUUCAUCCAUCCUUUUUUCUUCACACUAACAGAGCACGAGCAUCUAUUUUUCUACUUGUGGAUUAAUAUUUUUCUUUUUCAUAAUUAUUUUUCAUAAUUAUUAUUAUUUUAUUUUUUAUCCAUUCGUGCCUCUUUUUUUACUGACUGUCUUGAACUUAUUUGGUGACUGUAAACUGUAUUUUUUAUCUGUGGCCUUAAAAUCACCAUGUUGCUCUUUGGAGGAAAGAUAAUUAUCUACCAGACUGGAUAAAUAAGAGGAGCAGAGGAAGGGAAAGGUAAUGAUAAAACAGUCUUUCACUGUAACGUUGGGUGUCAUAAUAUCACCUGUAUUUUAACAGGUAUGAUGGAUUCCCCAUAAUUUUUACUGGCCACCUUUCAGCUGUGAAAGUUAAAGUUGAAGUUGACAUUGGAAAUAGACACUCUUUGGAUUGUUAAACAGUUGCAAAGUCUAACUUACUGGACAUACCAUUGGAAAUCAUGCAGUUUAAACACCUGAAUUAUUAUUGUGCAGCUCUGGGAUGUUGUGGUUAUCUUUUAGUAAGAACUGGUUAGUUUGACUUAUAGAAUAUAAUUGGAACCAACUGUACAUGGGUAGUUGACAUGAAAUGUCAAACAGUGUCUAAAGUUUUCUGCAUUUUGACAUGUUAUAGUUCAUCUAAAGCUGUCUUACAGGAACAGUUCACCCAAAUUUGAAAGUUCUCUCUUUAAAUUGACAAUGUGGUUAACGACAUAAAUUUUGGCCUGUUCCUCAAAGAAAGAUUUUAGGAGGACUUGGUUGUAUGUACCGCUUUUAUUGUGCUUUUGCAUCCUUUUUUGAAGCUUGAAAGCUUGCAUGGAAAAGAACCUCCAGUACCAGAGUUUACAGUUGUGCUCAAAAGUUUGCAUACCUUGGCAGAAAUUGUGAAAUUUUGGCAUUGAGUUUGAUUUUUAUUUAAGGAUAGUGAUCAUAUGAAGCCAUUUAUUAUCACAUAGUUGUUUAGCUCCUUUUUAAAUCAUAAUGAUAUAUGAAAUCACCCAAAUGGCCCUGAUCAAAAGUUUACAUACCCUUGAAUGUUUGGCCUUGUUACAGACACACAAGGUGACACACACAGGUUAAAAUGCAAUUAAAGGUUAAUUUCCCACACCUGUGGCUUUUUAAAUUGCAAUUAUUGUCUGUGUAUAAAUAGUCAAUGAGUUUGUUAGCUCUCACGUGGAUGCACUGAGCAGGCUAGAUACUGAGCCAUGGGGAGCAGAAAAGAACUGUCAAAAAACCUGAGUAACAAGGUAAUGGAACUUUAUAAAGCUGGAAAAGGACAUAAAAAGAUAUCCAAAGCUUUUAAAAUGCCAGACAAUACUGUUCAAUCACUUAUUAAGAAGUGUAAAAUUCAGGGAUCUCUUGAUACCAAGCCAAGGUCAGGUAGACCAAGAAAGAUUUCAGCCAGAGCUGCCAGAAGAAUUGUCCGGGAUACAAAGAAAAACCCACAGGUAACCUCAGGAGAAAUACAGGCUGCUCUGGAAAAAGACGGUGUGGUUGUUUCAAGGAGCACAGUACGACGAUACUUGAACAAAAAUGAGCUGCAUGGUCGAGUUGCAAGAAAGAAGCCUUUACUGCGCCAUUGCCACAAAAAAGCUUGGUUACAAUAUGCCCGACAACACCUUGACACGCCUCACAGCUUCUGGCACACUGUAAUUUGGAGUGACGAGACCAGAAUAGAGCUUUAUGGUCACAACAAAUAAGCGCUAUGUUUGGAGAGGGGUCAACAAGUAUUGUGCUCCUUGAAACAACCACACCGUCUUUUUCCAGAGCAGUUAACAUGUGUUUAUCUGUAGAUGCUCUUUACAGAAAUGCUGGUUUUGUUAAAGAGACAGUACCAGUUUUAGCAUAUACUUAUUUACAUUGCAAUUAAACUAUAACAAAUAUAUGAAAUAUAAUAUCUUAUUGAUUAAAUAUAUGGAUUUGUUCAUUUUAAAAAAUCCAAAAUGUGACCAAAAUGAUGAAAAACUAAUACAGUUUAAUUAGUAAAAUUAAUAUUUUCAUAUUGUACCUAGUUAGAAGGUCCCCUGUAUGAUUAACAGUAUUAUCUGGGAGAGAAUUUAUUUUAUAUGUAAGCAAAAGGGACAUUAAAACUGAAAUAUUCCCAUAUGAAUCGAUAUUGAAAUCAGAAUCGAAUCGAGAGCUUAUGAAUCUAAAUCGAAUUGAAUCGGGAAAUCUGUAUCAGUAACCGGCCCUACAUCGUUGAUUUAGAAAUUGCGGUCACAGUAGGUACUUACGAUGGAAGUGAAUGGGGCCAAUCCAUAAACAUGAAAAUACACACUGUUUCAAAGAAUAGCCAAAAGAUGUAGACAUUAUACGUGUUAACAUGAUUUUAGAGUGAUAAAAUCACUUAUAGGUUCUAUGGCGUUUUGUUAUCAUGGCAAUAUUGAUCUUAUAUUGGAUAUAACUUUAAUCUGAUAAGCUUGGUAUGCGAUUUUAUCACACGUUUGUUUGUUUUUUUAAUUAACCUUGAUUUUUUUUUUUUUUUUUUUUUGUGGUAAUCAGUAUUAUGCCACAAAUGCUAUCGAUUGAGCUUAACUUGUACUGAACAACUGGGAUAUUUUUUUAACAUGGAAUAUUUGUACUUUUAAAACCUCAUUCACCAUGUCGCAGGACUGUUUAAGUGAACUGAAAAUAAAAAAGAAAGCUAAAACGUGAUUAAAAAUGGCAGUAAACUUAAAUUGUUACGAAAUGGAAAUGAAAUUAUCACAGCAUCUAAAAUAUACACAUUCCCUUACAGUAUACAUAUACAUUUUAAUCUAAAAUCUUGAUGUUGAAAUGAAGAUGUUAUUUGUCAACUACCCAUAUACUCUCUAUUGUCCUUAAAUGUUUCACUGUAAAUGGUGUUGGCUUAUUACAGAUAUGAGAAUCUGCUUUCCAUACAUCAUCACAUCAUAUCUCAACAUGCAUGGCUUCUCACACCUGCAUCAAGUUUUGCAAUGCCAUUUUUAUGGUUUUAACCCAUUUUUUGGCAUUUCAUUGUGCUACUUGAAGAAGAUUGAUGAAGUGGAUUCCCUCCUCCAGAUGUUCUCUGAUUGAUUCUUUGUUUGUCUGGGAGUUAUGAGACUUAAAUAACUUGUUUCUUUCCUUUAGGCUCCUGGGACAAGCUCUGCUUGACCAAAAUCAGCCCAUGGGACUUUUUAAAGACAUUCCAAAAUGUUUAUUUUUACCAAUGUGUAACAUGUUUACUAUGGUUUCACUCCAGGGAAUACAAUAUUUUAAUAAGAAACUGUAAAAAAAAAUAAAUGACAUAACAAUGUAAUGAAGCACUUUAUAUUGGAGCGCUGCAUAUUUUAAAAGCCUGAUGCAUUUUUCGUAGUGAUGUCCUUUUUAUAAGACUAAAAAAAACCAGUUGCCAUCUAGUGAAACACAGUAUUAAUAAUGUCUAGAAUCACUGUUUUUAUUAUGUAUAGUUUUCAUAACAAACCUUUUUUAAAUUGGUUUUCUUUGCGUAAAUGAAAACAAAAAAAAAACGUCAUACUGCAGUGCAGCACUUGUUUUUUUUUCUUCUUCUUCUUUUAAUCUAAAUACCGAAGCAUCUAUGCUUUUAUUUCACACUUUUAAAAAAAGACUUAUGCUUAGCCAUGUUAUUUUACAAAAUAAUUUGACCAUGCCUGAAAAUGAAGUCAGAGGAUCCCUGCAUUUAACUUCUGUGUAAAAAGGUUGGUUGAUUUCCCUCCAAUGGUGUUUUUUGUUUGUUUCUGAGUUAUGACAAAACUUUAAAUGUCUGUUUUUCUUGCUGUGACUGUUAGUGUUGUAAGACAUUGGCCUGGUUGCAUUAUACUGAAAGAUAGAAGGAAGAUAAUGGUUUUAAACUACAAUCAGCUGCUGCUGUAACUAUGGUUACGAGUGGAAUUUUAAAAUACACAUGUAUGGAUGUCUUUGUAUUAUUCAACAAAAUAUCAAACCAAUGGCAUUUACAGUGGCAAAAAAAGUGUGUACCCUUUGGAAUUAGCUGGUUUUCUGCAUUAAUUGGUCAUAAAAUGUGAUUCUUUUUAUAAUCUUUCAUGUCUUUAUUGAGCUCAUCGCAUUAAGCAUUCACAUUUCUGUGGAAAAAGUAAGUGAACCCUUGGAUUUAAAAAUCAGAAUGAGCUUUAUUGCCAAGUAUGCUUAAAUAUACAGGGAAUUUGUCUUGGUGACAGAAGCUUCCCAUGCACAAACAAUACAACAACAAGACAGAUAUAAUACAAAAUAGAAUAAAAAUAAAAAUUGAAUAGAAAAUAUAAGUAUUUACAGAAAUGCACAAUAGGACAAUAUCAAUAUAUAUAUAUAUAUAUAUAUAUACGUAUGUACAAUAUACAAAUACAAUCAGUUAUAAACAGAAGCAAGGGAAUGUAAUGGCAGAAGAGGUGUAUUGCACAUUAAUUAUUGCUCAGUGAGGCAGUUUUAACUGUUCAUGAGAUGGAAAGCCUGAGGGAAAAAACUGAUCCUGUGCCUGGCGGUUCUGGUGCUCAGUCCUCUGUAGUGUCGGCCAGAAGCCAACAGUUCAAAAAGGUAGUGGGCAGGGUGAGUGAGGUCCAGAGUGAUUUUUCCAGCCCUUUUCCUCACUGUGGGAGUGUAUAGUUCUUGAAGGGGGGGCAGGGGGCAACCAAUAAUCCUCUCAGCAGUCCGAACUGUCCUUUGUAGUCUUCUGAUGUCUGAUUUCGUAGCUGCACCAAACCAGACAGUUAUAGAAGUGCAGAGGACAGACUCAAUGACUGCUGAGUAAAACUGUAUCAGCAGUGCCUGUGGCAGGUUGAAUUUCCUCAACUGUUGAAGGAAGUACAACCUCUGCUGGGCCUUUUUCACAAUGAGUCAAUGUGGGUCGAUGGUAGUGCCCAGUAACCUGAAUGACUCCUGCUGCCACAGUGCUGUUCAGAAUGGUGGUUUAAUAACUGGUUGAUCCACCUUUGGCAGCAAUAACCUCAACCAAGCUUUUCUGGUAGCUGCGGAUUAGACCUGGACAACAUUCAGAAGGAAUUUUGGACCAUUCUUACUUACAGAACUGCUUCAGCUCAGCCAUAUUCUUAGGAUGUCUGGUGAUAACGGCUCUCUUGAGGUCAUUCCACAGCAUCUCUAUUGGGUUAAGGUCUGGGCUCUGACUGGGCCUCUCCAAAAGGUGGAUUUUCUUGCCCUUUUUUAUGCCAUACAUAGUGCUACAUGUUCUUCCCAAGUAAUUCUACCUUAGUUUCAUCAGUCCACAAAACAUUUUUCCAGUAGCAUUGUGGAGUGUCAAGGUGGUCUUUGGCAUAAUUCAGACACGCAGCAAUGUGUUUGCUGGAAAGCAGCUGCUUCCUUUGUAUUGUCCUGCCAUGGACACCAUGCCCAUUGAAUGUUUUCCAUAUAGUAGACUCAUGAACAGAGAUGUAAACCAGUUCCAAUUAUUCCUUCAAGUCUUAAGCUGUCACUGCAGGGUUUUUUUUUUACCUCACUGAGCAUUCUGCGGUGUGCCCUUUGAGUCAUCUUGGAUGGACGGCCACUUCUAGGGAGAGUAGCCACAGUACUAAAUCAUCUCCAGUUAUAGACAAUUUGUCUAACUGUGGACAGAUGAAUAUCAAAGCUCUUCGAGAUAACUUUGUAAUGCUAUCCAUCUUUAUGCAAAGCAACAAUUUUUGAUCAUAGGUCUUCUGAGAUCUUUUGCGAGGCAUGGUCCACAUCAGCAGAUGCUUCUUGUGAAUAGCAACGUCAAAAUGUUUGAGUGCUUUUUAUAAGUCAAAGUAGCUCUAACCCACAUCUCCAAUCUCGUUUCAUGAAUUUGAUGCCAGGUUUGCCAGCUCCUGAUUUUUGUUGAUGCCAUUAGCCUAGGGGUUCACAUACUUUUUCCAACCUACACUGUGAAUGUUUGAAUGAUGUAUUCAGUAUGUACAAGAACAAUACAAUAAAUUGUAUGUUGUUAGUUGAAACAUUUUGUGUUUGUUCAGUAUUGUAACUUAGAUGAAGAAGAUCAAACCAGAUUUUAAGACAAAUUUAUACAUAAAUAUAGGUAAUUCCAAAGGGUUCACACACUUUUUGUUGCCACUGUAUUUACAAUAAAUAUAGUACAAAUAGAUAUAUUGUUAAAAAAAAAUUCACAUCUGUGGAACAUGUCCAUUGUUGAGUUUAGUUGUUCUGAACGACACCAGUGGUAACUCUGCUAGGACACCUGUGUGAACUUGAGGGGAACAUACUUCAUACAUCCAUUAAAAAUCAUUUUACACCAAUUGGUUGGAAUUAAUUUAAAAAAUGACUCUGAAAGUUGUAGUAAAGUGAAAAAUGAAAAUAGUUCUGAGAAAAGGUUUAGCACUUUGUUUGAUAUUUUGUAUCUAAUGCAGUGACAUUCAUACAUAUAUAAGUGAUUUAAAAAAACUAAAUAUUUUUGGGGCCUGUUCCUAGACAUGGUUUGUUUAAGCUUCAGAGCUGAUUCCUCAUGAUGACAGAAUCAUGUUCUUCCUUCAAAGAAAUAUGAGGUCGCUCCUGUUGGUAAAUGAGCAGCAGUGGGGGAAAUUAUGGUGCUGCAAUGUGGUUUUCUCACCUCUUUGUAAAAGUAUCUAUUUGAUUUUGUGUAAGUGACAUGACUUUGCCUCAGCAAAUGUUUUUCUUUUCCAUUUGACUGAAAUUGAGUACGUGAGCAUCUUCUAACCAUGAUAAAUAGCAUAAAGUCCUGAUUUCUCCUCCGGUAAAAAAAUUUCAUUCAACCGGUAGAUGUUAAAAUUCUUAUGGCAAAAUGUUGCCUUUGCUUUUGGGAAACAUGUUUUAAUGUUAGCUUUUACAUUGUUUCAUUAACUUAUUCUGUAGGUUUACUCAUUUUUGUUUGUUAAAUGUCUCAUUUGUUGCUUAAUUUUUCGUUUUGCAACCCCUGGAGUGUUCUGUUGCUUUAAAGGGAUAGUUCACCCAAAAAUGACAAUUCUCUCAUCAUUUACAUACCUCAUGCCAUUCCAGAUGUGUAUGGCUUUCUUUCUUCUGCAGAACACAAGUGAAUGGUUACCAAAAUUUUAAAGCUUCAAAAAGCACACAAAGGCUUCAUAAAUCCAUAAGACUCCAGUUGUUGUCUUCUGAAGCGAUACAGUGAGUUUUGGGUGAGAACUUAUCAAAAUGUUACUCCUUUUUUCACUGUACAUCUUGCCAUUGCAGUCUUGAUUACAUUUCCUAGUGCUUGACGCAUACGAAGAGCUCUAGAUGAUGCUAUAGGAAGUGAAAUCGAGCUUGAAAUCGUGAUCGCCAAGGAGACUGCUGAUUUCAAGAUUUAGAGUGAAAAAAGAGUUAUAUUUUGGUUUGUUUUCACCCAGAACAGAUUGGAAUGCUUCAGAAGACAUAGAAUAACCACCGGAGUCUUAAGGAUUACUCCUAUGCUGCCUUUGUGCUCUUUGGAGCUUCAGAGUUUUAGUCACCAUUCACUUGCAUUGUAUGGACCUACAGAGCUGAGAUAUAUUCUUCUAAAAAUCUUUGUUUGUGUUCAUGAGGGUGAGUAAAUGAGAGAAUUUAAAUUUUUGAGUGUACUAUCCCUUUAAAGGGGUCAUGAAGUGCUUUUCUUUUUCAAAUAUUCCCUGAGAUCCAGUGAUAAUGUUAUAAAUGUUUUUUUUUUUUUUUUUGCACCAAAACAAUCACAAUUUAGUAAUAUAUGAUCAUCUUCCACCCUGUUUUGGGCCCUCAGUCUGAAACGCUCCGUUUGAACCUAAGCGCCUCCUUAAAACUUCAACGUAAACGCCCACUGUUCUGAUUGGCUAACAUCAUGCAGCCCCUCAAAUUCAGCAAACUCAAUCGGAAGAGAAUGAACCUCGACAUUAUAAAGCAAAAUUGCAGUGUUUACACAACACACAUCAAACACAUUGCAUCCGAAUAUAUUAAACUGUUUAUCUCAAGCACAACUGUUAACACUCAGCACCAUAAACUAUCAAACAGUCAUGACAUUUGAAAUAUUCAUGAAUGAAACAGUUUACUUACUGUUUUUGAAGUGUUUUCAUCUGCCCCAUCCUUCAAUAACAGUUCCUUUGCAAAGCUUGAAUCGUAUUUUGACUGUUAACAAGCAAUCCGUGCUGCAUGAGCCAAAAAAAAAAAAACGAACCCCGUCAUAGUCCAAAGAAUGGUGAAAUUACGCACACACAUACUGAAGGCGCAUUGAGUCGCACAUCGCCGGAAACACACCGAAACGGUCGAAGAUUACCAUUGUUCAUCGCCAAAGACGGCCUAUGUUUACAUACACCGACAAUUAAAAGUAGCGCAGAUAGGCGAAAGAACGCGUCCAUGACAGAGGCAGCAGCUGAAUGAAAGAGAAUUGCUUCUCCCUUUCAGAGUUGUAACUUGACACCGCAUCUUUUAAAAGCGGCGAGUUACAUGACAGCGGUCAAAGAGUCUGUGUAGUUAAUUUUUAUAUACAAAAUAAUUCAAUAUAGUCCAGAUGGGUCCCCUUUGGUGUUAUGUUAGGAAUAGUUAGCUACACAAGGCCUGCCAUCUUGACUUGAACUGCGCGCCAGUGGGCGGGGCCAAGGGUGUGAUGACACAUGUUGUGGGAUGUGCAAAUACAAAUUAGCAAUGUUUUGUGACAUCACGAACAGACAGAUUUCAAAACAAGAUGCUGCAGCAGGGUGGCAGCUAUAAAUGCUCUUUUUAGACUGGGGAGGAAGUUUUGAAUUCUGAAAUUUAAAGUAUGUUUUUAAAGUGCAGUUACCUCUUAUAUGUCUAAAUAUCAAGGAAAAUUUGAUUCUCCAUUUCAUGACCCCUUUAAGCUAAGGGCAUAUAACCUGCAUAGCAGCACUAACUUUCAUAUCUGCAUCAAACCCAAGUCUUCCUACUCGUUCAACACAUUUUGAAAGAAUCAUCGUUUUAUUUUCUGUUAGACAGCGCUGUGAAAUUGUUGUAUUCGGAGAUGAGUCACACAUAACUCGCAUUUUGCCUGAACCAAUUAAGUGAAUGUCACCCCCUGCUGGAUUACGUUGGUUAGUUCAGUGCAGUACAGUACAGGACAAGAAUAGAAAAAUUACAGCUCCCUACCUUCAUAGUAAUUUACCUUACUCAUCAAAUGCCACAACAUGGUAGAUGCCACUUACGACAAUAUGUAUAAUUUAGGAAUCUGCAUCCAUUUAUUUAUGUCCUUUUUCUAACAAAUGUCAGACUUAGCAAAAAUGUCGUGACUUGAAUAAGUGAUGUAUGCAGUUUUUGUAUGGAUGUUUUGAAUGUCAUGUUACAUAUUGAUAAAUAUUGACUGAGGAAUUAGCUUUUUAAAAUAAUAAUUAUUCUUUACAUGGGUUAUCUUGACCGUAUACAUUAUUUCAUGUUUUGGUGUCUUGUAUUGGAGGGAAAUUUUGUGAAUUGUGUUAAAACAAGGAGACCACAAAGACCUUUUGGGAGGAUUCACAGUUGAACACAGAUUUACUUGUGAGAAAUUGAGAGCAUGAAUUAAAAAAAAAAAAAAAAAAAAAAAAAUUGCCACACAACACUAUUAUGCUCAAAGCAUGUUAAAUAUUGCACUAAGAUGGCAUACAUUUAAACACAGAGAUGAGUUAAAGAUAUCUGUAAAAACAUUUAUAGAACUUUACAAUUGUCAAUAUAGAGAUGUUUCAUAAAUGUUUAAAGAUCUUCUCUGUCAACAAAA